UAACCCGAUUUAGUUCUCUCUUGGGAAAAUGAUCAGGGCCAAAUAUAUUGUUGGAACUGUGGCGGCUUUGCGAGCAAAACCUGGUGGAGGUGUGAACUGGCUUGCUUCUCUCCGUAAAUUAGAACUUCAAGAGGCCAUUGAUGCGCUCUGUAGUUUACCCGGUGUUGGUCCCAAGGUGGCAGCAUGCAUUGCUCUCUUCUCUUUGGAUCAACAUCAUGCCAUUCCCGUUGAUACUCAUGUUUGGCAGAUUGCAACUAGGUAUAUUAUCCCUGAGCUGGCUGGAACCCGUUUGACACCUAAAAUUUGCAACCGUGUUGCUGAUGCUUUUGUGAGUAAAUACGGGAAAUAUGCUGGUUGGGCACAAACUCUGCUUUUCAUAGCCGAACUACCUUCUCAGAAAGCGCUCUUGCCAUCAAGCUUUUGGGAUACCAAGGAAAGAAUCUCGGAUAAGCUUGAAAUAAAAAAUCCCGAGGUAAACUAAACACAACUACAAAAAGAGAGAAGAAAAUUCUGUAUCGAUUUAUAGACCUGUCAUUAUUUGAUCCAUGGAGUUGAUUUAUAAGCAUAUUCUGCAGAACAUGACGAAGUAUGUGAGUAGAAAUUGUUUGAUGGAUAAACGAUUCUGUGCAAUUUAGUAGCUUCUUUACUCUCAUUUGAACUGGAUAUAUAUAUAU
This is a messenger RNA of Olea europaea var. sylvestris, 674 nucleotides long. RefSeq names its product N-glycosylase/DNA lyase OGG1. The record is from RefSeq and is a predicted model, not a curated record. Gene Ontology annotation, cellular component: nucleus. Bases 29 to 481 code for a protein of 150 amino acids. Gene Ontology annotation, molecular function: 8-oxo-7,8-dihydroguanine DNA N-glycosylase activity. Gene Ontology annotation, biological process: base-excision repair; base-excision repair, AP site formation. The transcript is spliced from 2 exons. Lineage: Eukaryota; Viridiplantae; Streptophyta; Magnoliopsida; Lamiales; Oleaceae.